Molecule: messenger RNA, 1024 nt
Organism: Lytechinus variegatus (green sea urchin)
Lineage: Eukaryota; Metazoa; Echinodermata; Echinoidea; Temnopleuroida; Toxopneustidae
Product: glucagon-like peptide 1 receptor
Exons: 8
Coding region: 26-928 (300 amino acids)
Biological process (GO): adenylate cyclase-modulating G protein-coupled receptor signaling pathway; cell surface receptor signaling pathway
Cellular component (GO): plasma membrane
Molecular function (GO): G protein-coupled peptide receptor activity
Source: RefSeq, a predicted model, not a curated record
GGCAGGGGAUGCCAUUCCAACCACGAUGAGGGAUCUGAAUCCACCGCCGAGCCCUGCCUCACCUAGCAACGAGACUACCUUAUCGUCUGUAUCCGACUAUGACUUCGUCCAUGACCUCAGCAACUUGUUAUGCGAGAUGGAGUAUCUCAAUAAAACAAAGAUGUUUAUCGACAGAGGAGUGAGUUUCUGCAAUGCAUCGCACGAUAAACUGCUAUGCUGGCCGCCGAUAGAAGCAGGAGAUAACGUGAGCAUCCCAUGUCCGCCGCGAACAUAUCCGUUCAAAGCAACUCGGUUUUGCUUGGACACAGGGGAAUGGGCUGCCUUCACACAUUACAAUGACUGUCACACAUUCAUAUUUCCGGAACAGCCAACGAGUCCUACUUUCUACCUUGCUCUCCGGUACGUUUACCUGAUCGGCAUCACGCUGUCCCUCGUCCUUCUUCUCAUCACCCUCUUCAUAUUCUGCUACUUUAAGGCGUUGCAAUGCACUCGUAUCGCCAUCCACAAGAACCUCGUUGUAUCGUUCAUCUUUAGAUAUAUUCUGAUGAUAAUACAACUACAACCUCUUCUUACCAUGGAUUACAGCACUGAAUUUCAGCUAAGUUCGUCCAAUUUUCAAGAUGACAACAAAAAUGACUUCGUUCUCCAUAAAGUUCCUGGAUUUUGUCGGUUAAUCCUUGUUCUGCUGGAGUAUUUUAGUAUGGCCAACAUGUACUGGAUGUUUGUAGAAGGCCUCUACCUAACCAGCCGGAUUGCUGUCGCCGUCUUCAGCACCGAAUCCAACUUCAAAAUAUACCUUGCCAUCGGUUGGGUCUCUCCGCUUCUGUUCACCAUACCGUGGGCUAUCGUGAUGGGCUAUCACAGCUCUUCCCCUGCUGGGUCGACUAUCUUGAUACAGCAUACAUAUGGAUUCUCAGAGCUCCUCUAAUAGCUGCAUUGGUGAUAAACACUUUAUUCCUGAUCAACAUCAUACGGAUUCUCAUUACCAAGUUACAGGCCAGUAACACCAUGGAAACUAACCAAA